Messenger RNA from Fonticula alba, 1290 nucleotides. RefSeq lists its product as hypothetical. The record is from RefSeq and is a predicted model, not a curated record. The transcript is spliced from 5 exons. Gene Ontology annotation, molecular function: sterol binding. Bases 25 to 1242 code for a protein of 405 amino acids. Gene Ontology annotation, cellular component: cytosol; intracellular membrane-bounded organelle; membrane. NCBI's taxonomy places the organism in Eukaryota, Rotosphaerida, Fonticulaceae.
CCCCCCUCCCCCGCCCUCUCCACCAUGUCUUCCAAGUCCGAUCGCGAGCUCGCCGAGCAGGAGGCCAUCCCCGGCGAGCAGGCCUACAACAACGAGGACACUGCCCACCUGAACUCCUCGGUCAAGAACUUCAUGACCUCCGGCGAGUCGGAUGUCACCAAGCUGAAGGCCCCGGUCUGGAUCAACGAGGGCGACUCCAUGAUCAGCCGUAACCUCUCGCAGGUGUACACCGACCACUUCCUUGACAUCCCCCUCGGCUCGACCCCGGAGGAGCGUCUCCUCCGUGCCAUGCGCUUCUUCUUCUCCCACUUCUCGGUGAACCUCCUGACCAAGAAGAAGCCCUUCAAUCCGAUCACCGGUGAGUUCUUCCGCGGCUCCUACUCCCCCGGCGAGAACUCCCCCCACAAGGGCCGCAAGAUUGUUUCCUACUCCGAGCUGAUCAACCAUCGCCCGAUUGUGAUCGGCUUCCACAUGGAGGACGUCCCCACCGAGGAGGGCGGCCAGCCCACCGUCCAGUACUACGGUGCCAUCGAGAUCCAGGCCGGCUUCUCCGGCAUGACCAUCCGCGUCAAGGUCCUCGGCGACUGCUUCAUCCGCCUCCCCCAGCACAACGAGACCUACCGCUUCAACCUGCCGCUGUCGGUCCUGCGCGGCCUGCUGGUGGGCAAGUCCUUCAUGGACAUGAAUGGCGAGACCAAGUUCGAGUGCCUGGAGACCGGCCUGUCGGCGUCCAUCAACUUCAAGGAGAAGCCCUGGUUCUUCGGCCAGUACCGGAACAUCAGCGCCACCGUGCGCAACGCCAAGGACAAGAAGAUCUACAAGCUCGACGGCAACUGGGGCAAGUCCAUUGACCUGGAGAACCUGGAGACCGGUGAGAAGGUGCCGAACUUCUUCCUGCGCGAUGUGGCCCUGGAGAUCCCGGUGACCAUGGCCCCGGUGGAGGAGAUGGAGGAGCUCGAGUCCGUCCGCCUGUGGGAGCCGGUGGUCACCCCGCUGCGCGCCGGCGACAACCCGGCCGCCGAGCGGGCCAAGGAUGCUCUGGAGCACCUGCAGCGCGUCCUCCUCAAGGAGGUGGAUGAGAACCGCUACACCUACGAGCCGAUCCUCUUUGCCCCGGGCCCGGAGGAGGAAAUCAAGAAGAGCACCGCCCCGACCUUCGUCCUGCGCCCGGACCAUGCGUCCCGCGUCUCGCGCUCCUGGCUGCCUGACAUGGUGAAGAUUGCGUCCGCCGCCAAGAAGUAAUCCGUGUUUCUUCUUCCCCUGGUCUGUCUCUCUCUCUCUCUCUCUCGC